ACACCCAACUCUAUUUCUCUCCCCCCUCCGUCGUGAUCAACCAUCACCUUUUUGCUUUUCUCAAGCACAUAUUCAUGCCACUAUAUAUAUCAAUCAACUCCCCACAAUACUUCUUCAUCAAACAUAAGAAUUCUGCAUAAAUUUCCCAUCCCAAAACCCUCUCUCUCUCUCUCUCUCUCUAUAUAUAUAUAUAUAUAUAUAUAUAUCUAUUUAUAAUCAAGAAGAUGGCUGAGGUCCAAGAAAAUAACAGCUCAUCAGGGAUCAAGUUGUUUGGGGCUACAAUUACACUGAAAGAAAGAUCAUCAUCACAAGCAAACGAUGAUCGCCAAGAAUCCAAGAAAGCUGAGGAGAAAAAGCCAGACAAGAUCAUUCCAUGCCCCAGGUGCAAAAGCAUGGAAACCAAGUUUUGUUACUUCAACAACUACAAUGUUAACCAGCCUAGACACUUUUGUAAGGGCUGCCAGAGGUACUGGACCGCCGGCGGGGCCCUUCGCAAUGUGCCCAUCGGUGCCGGCCGCCGCAAGACCAAGCCCCCUUGCCGAGGCCUGUCGGAGGGCUGCUUAUUUGACGCUUCCGGCCGGGUGCAGCAAUUGGAAUUCGACGCGGCGGUGGAGGAGGAAUGGCAAGUGGCGGAACACGGCGACUUUCGGCAUCUUUUUCCAGGCAAGAGGAGGAGAUGCGCCUCCAAUAGUCAAAGUUGUUAAUGGAUCCUUCCUUUUUGUCUUGUAGUUUCAGUAAAAAGAAAAAAUAUAUUGCUGUAUAUACAACCUGUCCUAGUUGAUACUUUUUUAAUAUUUUAAUCCCAUUAUUAGCUUAAACUAUGAUAUAA
Molecule: messenger RNA, 829 nt
Organism: Sesamum indicum (sesame)
Lineage: Eukaryota; Viridiplantae; Streptophyta; Magnoliopsida; Lamiales; Pedaliaceae
Product: dof zinc finger protein DOF1.5
Biological process (GO): regulation of DNA-templated transcription
Molecular function (GO): DNA binding; DNA-binding transcription factor activity
Source: RefSeq, a predicted model, not a curated record